AUGAAAUCAGAGGGGACGCCGAUACCGACGAGAACGCCGAAGAGCGGGAAGAAGAAGAAGGAAUUCACGCAGUUGGCACUCGCGAAGGACCAUCGUUUCAACUGGAUGGGUCAUGAUGGUACAGAGUCGGAGACGCUCAACCUUGAUCUCCUCCGCAUCACCAAUGAGGGCUGUCUACGCUUCAGUGAUCAGGCUCGCCGCGACUACGUCAUAACGAUGAUUCGUGCCCGCCUUGGACAAAUCAAGCUCGCCCUCGGUCUCUGCACGGAAGAGGACCUCGAGGAUGAUGAGGAUGAAGACGACGACGAAGAGAACAGCGAAGCCCAGGUUCUGUGGAGACUCGCCGUCAGGAGAGUAGAAUUGCAGCAGGAGGCAGAGGAAAGGGGAGACAGCGGGGAGCCCCUUUACUACGGGACGCCUACUGAGGAGGAAGUGGCAGAGGGCUACAGGAACUUCGUCAAGGGCACGCGUGUACUGCUGUCACAUCUGAAGCAGACGUUUGUCUCGUACAUCGACGGCCGUGAAUUCAACACGGUUGCGCAGUUGGUGGAGCAUAACAAUGCUCUUCGCCCAACGUAUGAGGAAACUGCCGCCGCUGUCCAGCACCCCAAGUUCGAGCUGCCGCCUGUGGAAGAGUUUGACGCAGAACCCCUUCAGGCCUACGUUGAAAAGAGAAAUGAGUGUCGCAUGAAGAUUGACGCGCUGCGCUGCUGCGGCGGUGGCGCGUACGCAAUGCGGUACAUGCGUGAGGAAGAGCUUGACGAAAUUGGAACCCCACGUAUCUACGUUGAUAUGGAGGACACGGAAGCCACUCUUGACGAAGAACUCCAGAACGCCCGCCAGAACCUUGCGAAGGAACGCUGGGAGUACAACUGCCGUGCGGCGAGGGUUUACCGCCGCUUGCAGAAAUUCCUGGCCAGGCGGGCCGCCGCUGCUGAGCAAUCGUAA
Trypanosoma brucei brucei TREU927 is the source of this 948-nucleotide messenger RNA. RefSeq lists its product as hypothetical. Bases 1 to 948 code for a protein of 315 amino acids. The record is from RefSeq and is a predicted model, not a curated record. NCBI's taxonomy places the organism in Eukaryota, Euglenozoa, Kinetoplastea, Trypanosomatida, Trypanosomatidae. The transcript has a single exon.